Molecule: messenger RNA, 714 nt
Organism: Aureobasidium melanogenum CBS 110374
Lineage: Eukaryota; Fungi; Ascomycota; Dothideomycetes; Dothideales; Saccotheciaceae
Product: UNC-50 protein
Exons: 2
Coding region: 1-714 (237 amino acids)
Cellular component (GO): Golgi membrane
Source: RefSeq, a predicted model, not a curated record
AUGCCUCGAUUCUUCAAACGCCUGUUCAAGUUCCCGCAAAUGGAUUUCGAGAUGGCUGUCUGGGAAAUGACCAGUCUGAUCAUCGCCCCCAAGAAGGUCUUCCGCCAGGUCUACUAUCAAAAACAAACUCGCAACACAUGGCACAGAGCAGAUCCCUCCUUCACCUACCUGCUCUCCUUCUUCCUGCUCCUGACCGCCCUGUCCUGGGGGCUGGCCUACGCCGAUGGCUUCUCCAAAACUUUACGCAUUACCCUUGUCUUCAUCUUCGGCCACUUCCUCCUCACCUCACUACUCGUCUCGACCGCUGCCUACUUCCUCGUCGGAAAGCUACUGGCUGGCUUGUUUGGUCCACCAGGGAACGAUGCCGCCGAGCAACUCGAGUUUGGAUACUGCUUUGACGUCUCGAUCCGCGCCUUCUUCCCGGUCUGGGUCUGGCUGUACGUCGUCCAGUUCCUACUCAUGCCCGUCAUCUCACGCGACUACUGGGUCUCGCUCUUUUUCGGCAACCUCCUGUACCUGGUUGCCUUUGGCUACUAUUUUGUCGUUACCUUCCUCGGCUACAAUGCCCUUCCCUUCUUACAUCACACUCAGCUACUUUUGACACCUGUUGUGGCCUUUGCCAUUUUCUGGAUCGUCAGCUUAUUUGGUCUGAACCUGCCGAAGCACUUUGCUCCUGUCCUAUGGGCCGGUGCCGACUUGCGCAAGUCUGUAUGA